This is a messenger RNA of Opisthorchis viverrini, 462 nucleotides long. RefSeq lists its product as hypothetical. Bases 1 to 462 code for a protein of 153 amino acids. The record is from RefSeq and is a predicted model, not a curated record. Gene Ontology annotation, biological process: proton transmembrane transport. Gene Ontology annotation, molecular function: proton-transporting ATPase activity, rotational mechanism. Gene Ontology annotation, cellular component: proton-transporting V-type ATPase, V0 domain. NCBI's taxonomy places the organism in Eukaryota, Metazoa, Platyhelminthes, Trematoda, Opisthorchiida, Opisthorchiidae. The transcript is spliced from 3 exons.
AUGGCGGACCAGCCGGUUUAUGCGCCCUUUUUCGGGCUAAUGGGUUGCAGUCUCGCCAUUAUAUUAUGCUCCCUUGGAGCUGGUUACGGUACCGCGAAGGCGGGAAGCAGUAUCGCAUGUAUGUCAAUCAACAGGCCUGACUUGGUUAUGAAGUCGUUAAUCCCGGUUGUCAUGGCUGGGAUUAUCGCAAUUUACGGUCUCGUUGUUUCGGUGUUGAUUUCUCAACGAAUAGAUGACCGUUAUACCUUGGAUGCGUCAUUCUAUGAUUUGGGAUCCGGCUUGAGCGUUGGCAUAAGUGGCGUUGCUGCGGGUUACGCCAUUGGGGUGGUUGGUGAUGAAGGUGUCCGAUCUACUUCAAAGCAACCACGUGUCUUUGUUGGAAUGGUGCUGAUUCUCAUAUUUGCUGAGGUCCUUGGGCUGUAUGGCCUCAUCGUGGCGCUCAUGUUCUCCACGAAGUCCUAA